This is a messenger RNA of Mollisia scopiformis, 1017 nucleotides long. RefSeq lists its product as uncharacterized. The record is from RefSeq and is a predicted model, not a curated record. The transcript has 8 exons. The coding region runs from base 1 to 1017 and encodes 338 amino acids. Lineage: Eukaryota; Fungi; Ascomycota; Leotiomycetes; Helotiales; Mollisiaceae.
AUGCAGCAUUGCUCGAAUUGUGCUCCGAGUCCACCAAAUCUCCACUGGGUCUAUAAGUCUGGCAGUAAAGCAGCGGGUAAUCUGACUGCCAAGGAGGAUCCAAAGAAAGCUGCAGACACAAUCCCAAGCAAGAAGGAGAACGAGCAACUCGCGGCGCGAGACAACAAAGCGGUCAACUAUAGCAAGGCACUUCUAGAGCACGGCGAUACCUUGGUUAUCAUCCGCUACCCGAACGAGGCAAAGGUUUAUGAUGCGACUAGCUUCGAGAUCAGAGACAAACACCGAGUCCAUUCCAAGAAGCUGCUCGCCACCGGCUCCUCAAAGUUCAAGCAUAUACUGGAGGAUGAGUGGCAAAUGUCCAGAAGACUCGCUGGUGCUUGUCUGGAAUCUGCUCAACCAAAACAGUGCAUUGCUUCCUGGGCAAUCCAUGAACGGAGCACCAGUCCCUCUCCGAAACCAAAGUAUUGCACUUCAGUCAUCACAAUCACCACCAUGGGACGACAAGGCAAGAAGAAGGGAGGAGAGAAGAAGGAUACACGAAAGGCCAAUCGAACUAGAACGGACGACGAGAAAUUGGUGAACCAGCGUGUGUCCCGUGCCGCCCGCGCCCUUCCGGGCUAUGAAUCCGCCUCGAAGAAGCAGCAGGAGAGGAUGAGAGACUGGUUCGGCUACUAUGGCAAGCCCGGCCCCUCGCACUUCUCCGCUCCCUCCCAAGGAGCCGCCGCUGUUGCCGUCGGUGGAGGAAUCGCUCCCGCUGGUUUCUUUGCUCCGCCUCCUCCGCCCCACCACCUCCCCCGCCGAGGAGUCGAAGAAGAAGAAGACGACGACGACGAGGAAGAGAAUGGAGAUGAUGAAGAGGAGAUUGGUGACGAGGUCGGAGAGGAUGGUAGGGGGGAGUGGCGCGCCCUUCUACUAUCGUUGCAUGGCGCGGCGCGUGGCACCGGUGGACGUUGGGAGGAGCCCUUGGCAGAGGCCGUCAGAGCCAAUUUUCCAGAGAUCGACCCCGCUCUUCUGUGA